UAGACAUCAUCUCCUUAGACUCUUGGAUUGGGGGCAGAUUUAGGGCGUUGGGAAUGACGGUUCUGUGGAGCUUGGCAUGGGGCGCGGCCACGGUUCUGCUCGUCGUUUGGAUCGUCCGGACGUUGAACUGGGCGUGGCGGGAGCCCCGGCGGCUUGAGCGCGCACUCCGAGCGCAGGGCCUCGACGGUAGCCCCUACCGCUUCCCCUUCGGCGACGUCAAGGAAAACAACCGGCUCCUCCAAGAGGUGCGCGCCAAGCCCAUGCCCUUGCACUCCCACGACAUCAUCCCUCGCCUCCUUCCUGUCUUCCAUCGCCACUAUCGCCAAUACGGUAAAAUAUCAUUUAAUUGGGUUGGACCUAUGCCCCGAGUGAACGUUAUGGACCCCGAUCUGAUCAAAGAGGUGCUUUCUUCCAAGUUUCGUGAAUUCGAAAGGCCGAGCACGAACCCAUUUGGGAAGUAUUUCAUCAAAGGACUUGCUUCCUAUGACGGGGAUAAGUGGUUCAAGCACAGAAAAAUUCUAAACCCUGCUUUCAACUUGGGGAAGUUGAAGGGUAUGUUGCCCGCAUUUUUCGCGUGUGCCAGUGAAAUGGUGAGCAGAUGGGAAAGAAAGCUGGGUUCCGAGGGGUGGUGUGAGAUAGAUGCUUUUCCUGAGUUCCAUAGCCUCACUGUGGAUGCCAUUUCUCGAGCAGCUUUUGGUAGCAGCUAUGAACUGGGAAAACGGAUUCACCAGUUGCAAACAGAGCAGGGUGAACUCCUAGUCCAGGUUUCUCAAAAUCUGUUCAUCCCGGGAUACAGCUUUCUUCCAACUAGAAAGAAGAAUAGAAUAAUAGCAAUCGAUAGAGAGAUCCGUGAAAUUCUGGGAGGCAUAAUAAAGAACAGAGAAGAAGAAAUGAAACUGGGUAAACCACACAAUGGCGACAUGCUGGGAUUGCUGAUGGAAUCCAACAUGAAGUACUAUCAAGAACAAGGGAACAAGAAUGCUGGGAUGACCAAGGAUGAAGUGAUGGAAGAGUGCAAGUUAUUCUACUUCGCAGGGCAGGAGACGACCUCUGUUUUGCUGACAUGGACAAUGGUCAUGCUGAGCAUGUAUCCUAGCUGGCAGGUUCGAGCUAGAGAAGAAGUCCUUCGGGUAUUUGGUGAGAAGACACCAGAUUUUGAUGGAUUGGGCCAACUUAAAAUUGUGACAAUGAUUCUCUAUGAGGUUCUCAGGCUGUACCCCCCUGCUAUAUUCGUGCACAGGUACACGACCAAGGCAACAAAACUCGGAGAUAUAACGUGCCCACCAGGCGUAAUUAUCGCACUGUUAUUCAUCUUCGCUCAGCACGACCCAUACAUAUGGGGUGACGACUCCAAAGAGUUCAACCCGGAUCGAUUCAAAGACGGCAUUUCAAAAGCAUCGAAUGACAAUUAUGCCUUCCUUGCCUUCGGUGGUGGCCCUCGAAUCUGCAUCGGGCAAAACUUUUCGAUGCUGGAAGCCAAGUUGGCACUGUGUAUGGUCCUACAACGCUUCACUUUUGAGCUCUCGCCAUCGUAUGUUCAUGCGCCCAAGACUCUCAUCACUCUGCAACCUCAACAUGGUGCUCAAAUAAAGCUGCGUGGUAUUUCUACGAGUCCCCACGGAUAGUCGAGUUGGUGGUAGAUUGUCACAUUAAGUAAUGCUGCAUAGGCUUUGAAUAUGUCACUUUGUGGAAGAAUAAAAUAAGAAUAUUUUAUCUUGUAGAUACAAGGAAAACAAGAUAACAAAAAUGAGAAAUUAAAGACCUA
Messenger RNA from Zingiber officinale, 1765 nucleotides. RefSeq names its product cytochrome P450 72A397-like. NCBI's taxonomy places the organism in Eukaryota, Viridiplantae, Streptophyta, Magnoliopsida, Zingiberales, Zingiberaceae. The transcript is spliced from 5 exons. The record is from RefSeq and is a predicted model, not a curated record. Bases 54 to 1625 code for a protein of 523 amino acids. Gene Ontology annotation, molecular function: monooxygenase activity; oxidoreductase activity, acting on paired donors, with incorporation or reduction of molecular oxygen; iron ion binding.